AUGGCUGCAAUGCGGAAGUGGUCUGCUGAGCAGAGAAAACGCAUUGUCGAGAAUUUCCACCAGAAACGGGAAUUUCAAAGAAAAAGAAUGGAAAAAGCAACAACUCCAGAGAAGCUUCAGCGUCUUGCUCCACUGAAACUUGCUUACACUCUUGCGAAACACAACAUUUUUUUGUCAAAGUCCUCAUGCAUUGUCGAGUUUUCCCGAGCUGCCGAUCCAACAUCAAAGGUGCUUGAAAAAAUGGCUGCAGGAAGAACAACAAUUACUAACGGGGUAAUCGAUAUACGCGAGAAAGUACUGAUUUCAGAAACAAAAAGUACGAUCUGUGCUUCUCCUUUCUGGUCAGUAGUUAUUGACGAGUCACUUGACGUUACAACUAAGGAACAGAUGAUAGUGUAUGCUCGAUGCAUUGACCUUCAAACAUGCGAAGUGGCUACCAAUUUAGUGUGCCUUCAUCGUCUGUCUGGCCACCCGGAUGCCGAAAAUAUCGCUUCGUCGCUUCUUGAUGUGCUAGGCGAAUCAGGAUUCAAUUUGCCUCUUGAUCGUCUUGUCUGUUUAUCAACGGAUGGGGCCUCAGUUUUACGAUCCCCGAUUAACGGCGUUAUUGCCAAGCUAAGAGAACGUCUAGACAAUCCGUUGCUGCUUUCACAGCACUGUUGCACUCAUCGACUUGUACUCUGUGCUAAAGAUGCUAGAAAAGAACUGCCAAAGUUUGUUGAAAAAACAAUUGAAUCAAUCAUGAACUACUUUCAAGGAAGUGCCGUACGAAGAGACAAGUUUGGAGAGCAUCGAGUCAAAUCAUUGGAAGAUUUGACUGAUCCCGAGGGAGCGUACAUGACGCUAGUUACGUACCAUAAGGUUCGCUGGUUGUCAUUAAGCGACUGCGUGCAACGACUUUGGGAUUUGCUUCAGCCACUUGUAACUUUCUUCGAAGAAGAAAUAGGCGACCAGCGAAAUCAAUCCAAAGUCAGAAAGUUAGCUGCGGAUCUUCACGAGCAAAUUUUAAAGCCGGAGUUCCAUCUAUAUUUGAGCUUUCUGGAGAAACCUCUUCGCGAUUUGGCUGCUGUGAAUCGCCAUCUUCAAACACGAAAUCAAACACUUUACACAACGUGCUGUGGAAUUCUCGCUCUACAACGUACAUUGAGCUACUACGUGAAGUCCAACGAUGCUGACGGCCAAGAGAAAGAGAGGUCUGUGAGAGAAGCAGUGUCACUUGCUGGAGGAGAAGGUUUCCGCAAACUGCUGAAGGAAACAGAAGACAACGCAUUGCUAAAUACGCGUGAAAUUCAGGCAGCUUUAAAGUCUAUGCACAAUUUUCUUCUGCAGACAGUGGAAAGCAUCUCAAGGCGCUUUUCAGAACUGGAUUUCUUUGUACAAAAAUGUCAGAUGCUGGAUCCGGUAAAUAGACGACGAGUUCAGGCGAAAGAUCUUCAGGCAAUUGCAGUAAAAUUCAAGCAUUCUGCGAUCGACGAAGAGCUAGUGUCACGUCAGGCAGUGACCUAUUCAUUUGACGAAAGUUUGGACUUACUCUAUACAGAACAGUGUGGGAUGUCAGCAGUGAAGUUUUUCAUCAGUCUUCUUCACAACGAGAACUACUGUGAAAUAGGCAAGUUGGCCCUUCUCCUGUAUUCCUUAGCGCCGGAUAGCGUUGAAGCUGAACGUGGAUUUAGCUUGAUGAAUAUAACAAAGAAUUGUUCUCGCAAUAGGCUUGGUCAACGUACGAUAAACGCGAUUAUGGCGAUAGCUUCAGACAGUAGAGGAAUGGACACAUUUCCUUUUGAUAAGGUGCUGAAUAAUAAUGUCCUUUUUAGUGAUGCUUAUUGUUGA
Molecule: messenger RNA, 1827 nt
Organism: Corticium candelabrum
Lineage: Eukaryota; Metazoa; Porifera; Homoscleromorpha; Homosclerophorida; Plakinidae
Exons: 1
Coding region: 1-1827 (608 amino acids)
Source: RefSeq, a predicted model, not a curated record